UGCAGCAGGCAUUGGAUUUACAAAUUUGUUUGUAUCACACGUGUAUAUUCUGUUGCAGAUGAAAAUGAAGCAGCCCCCGGAAAUCCAGGGUGACAUCCUGAACAGACUACUUCAAGGUCUUCCUUAUGUUUCACCUGCCCAAAUGCACCUUGAACAAGCUACCACGUCUAGAACAGUCCUGCAAGAAGAAAAACAAGGACAUGACACAACCGGGCCAAGGACACUGAAGACAGCUAUCAGGGAGCUUGCAAACCAGGCUACAGAGGUGUCGGUAGAAGAUGUUUUCUGCAGCCUCUGUCAACUGCGUGGUUCUGAUGACAUUGAGAAAAUAGAACGUGCUACGAGAGGGCAGAGCACCAACAAUUUCUGGCUGGAGCACCGCAUUGGUAUGAUAACUGCAUCAGUAGCCCACAAUGUUUUCACAAGAGUGCAUACUAUUCGGACAAAAAUGGGGCCUCAUGAUGUGCGCCCUCUGUUGAAACAGUUAAUGCGAGAAAAAUGUGUAAAGACGGGAGACAUGCAGAGAGGCAUCAGUCUUGAGCCAACUGCUAAGACCUGCUAUUUGGAACAAAAUAACCACCACAAUAAUCUUUGUAUUCAAGAAUGUGGCCUAUUUGUGCUCCAGGACAAGCCAUUCAUUGGUGCAAGCCCUGAUGGUGUUGUCACGUGUGCUUGCUGCCCACCAAGACUUCUGGAGGUGAAAUGCCCCAAGAGCGUAGAGAAAUUUAUUAAGUCAGAAACACGUUGUGAAGGUGGCACCAGGCACAUAAAGCACACAAGCCGCUACUUCUGUCAAGCACAGGUGCAGAUGGGAGCUACGAGCUUUAGUGCAACCGACAUGUUUGUUUAUGUCAGUCAGACAGAGAACAUAACUCUGAAUGUGCCUUUCUCGCAACCUUAUUUUGAAGAUGUAAUUGAAAGGUGUACUUUUUUUUUAGGCAAUAUCUUUUGCCACAUAUUCUUCAUUUGGUACAGUAAGAAUGUUGUAUGACGGAGAGGCAUAAGCUGUGAUAAGCAGUAAAAAGUGCACAGGCUUUUAGUGCUGAAGUUUUUUUUUACUUACAGGUAUAGUCAAAUGUUCAUGAGAUGAGGCACCACAACAAAACUUUCUUGGCUUAGGUGCAUAGCCUAGAAAUUUGCAAUGCAUGCAGUAGUGUACAACAUAACGUUUAAAUGGCUGCAAGCAGAGCUGGCACUGAAAUUUGAUGUCUUUUUGUAAAAGCCUUUUCAUGUAAACUCCUGGUGCUGCUGGCAGAGAUGUGUCUGCAUUUGCAAAUCACAAAACAGUAUUGAUGAGCGUGCACUGACGAGACGAUUAGCAUGUAUUGACGACAAACUUUAGCACAAUCAGAACACGAGGAAGUAGAACAAGGUACUACUUAAUGAACUAAGAGUACUGCCCUUUACUGCCACUGUGUAUUGAUACGACUUACUUUUUCAAGUGUGGAUGUCACUGGUUAUAAAUAGCCUGAGGUAUACAUGUAACGUUACUACCAUAACUUGGCUUUGCUACACCUUGUACUUUUCUUAUGUUCAGCAGACCAGCCGAUAGAGCGCAAUUCAUUAAAGGAAACACCAGUGACAUGAGAUAACAGCCACAAGCGCUUUUGCUGGUUGCAUCUGUGUUAUAUUAAGGCUCAGGGGAAAGCUAAU
Messenger RNA from Rhipicephalus sanguineus (brown dog tick), 1653 nucleotides. RefSeq lists its product as uncharacterized. Lineage: Eukaryota; Metazoa; Arthropoda; Arachnida; Ixodida; Ixodidae. The record is from RefSeq and is a predicted model, not a curated record. The coding region runs from base 59 to 991 and encodes 310 amino acids. The transcript is spliced from 2 exons.